Molecule: messenger RNA, 948 nt
Organism: Clarias gariepinus (North African catfish)
Lineage: Eukaryota; Metazoa; Chordata; Actinopteri; Siluriformes; Clariidae
Product: olfactory receptor 52K1-like
Exons: 1
Coding region: 1-948 (315 amino acids)
Biological process (GO): G protein-coupled receptor signaling pathway
Cellular component (GO): membrane
Molecular function (GO): olfactory receptor activity; G protein-coupled receptor activity
Source: RefSeq, a predicted model, not a curated record
AUGAUGUUGGAUACUGUACAAAAUAUUUCAUUCACAACAUUUAGACUCACUGGUUUUCAUGAUUUAGGAGAAUGGGGUCCUAUUCUAUCCAUUCCCUAUCUUCUUAUGUUUAUAUUUUCUUCAAUGUUGAAUGUUACACUUAUAUACUUGAUUGUAUCUCAGCAAGCUCUUCACUCUCCUAUGUGUAUACUCAUUGGACUUAUGGCAGUUAUGGACUUUUCUUUUCCAUUUUUAUUUGUACCAAAUAUGCUGCUAAGUUUCCUAUUUAACUGGAAUGCAAUUUCACUUGUGGGAUGUUUGGUGCAAAUGUUUUUUAUUUAUUUUUUUGCCUCAUUUCAUUCUACGAUACUGCUUUGGAUGGCUCUGGAUCGUUUUUUUGCUAUAUGCAAACCACUUUAUUACCAGAAAUACAUGACAAUGACCAACUUUCAAAAAUUCAUUAUAUUUCCAGUUAUCAGAAAUGUAGUGUUAGUUACUGUAAUUGUUUCUUGGGCUGGAAAAUUAACUUUUUGUGCAACAAAUGAAAUAGAUCAUUGUUUUUGUGAACACAUGGCAUUAGUUCAGCUGGCAUGUGGAGAUAUUACUGUCAACAAUAUAUUAGGGCUUUUGGGUAUUUUUCUUAGCAUGGUUUCUGAUUUUAUAUUCGUUAUAAUAUCGUACAUAGUUAUACUUUCUUCUGUCCUGAGAGCUGGUAAAACAUGCUUAAAGGCUUUUAAUACCUGCAUUACUCAUAUAAUUGUCAUGACAGUUGGUAUGACUUUUGCUUUAAUUGCCUUUAUGUCAUACAGAAUAAGAAACAACUUCUCUUCAUCCAGCCGUGUCUUCCUGAGUACAAUGUACUUGAUAUUUCCUAGCUGUUUUAAUCCAAUUAUUUAUGGUGUAAGAACUAAAGAAAUAAGAGAACAGUUUCUGAAAUUGAUUACCUAUUUUAAGGUCUUUCAAAAGUAA